Messenger RNA from Malaclemys terrapin pileata, 3819 nucleotides. It is a transcript of the gene DOC2B, whose product is annotated as double C2 domain beta. The coding region runs from base 222 to 1412 and encodes 396 amino acids. Gene Ontology annotation, cellular component: membrane. The transcript is spliced from 9 exons. The record is from RefSeq and is a predicted model, not a curated record. Lineage: Eukaryota; Metazoa; Chordata; Testudines; Emydidae.
CCCGCGUGCCCCCCCCCCCCGCCUCGGAGCCGGCUCCCUCUCCCCCGCGCGCGCGGGCGGCGCGGGCACUGUCUGCCAGGGCGGCCGGCGGCAGCGGCGGUGCGCGGCGAGGCUGGCAGGGGCGAGAGCGGCCGCCUGAGCUGCCCCCGGGAGCCCGCCCGGCCGCCUCUCCUCAGCCGCCGCCGCUCGCCGGGGGGCGCGUCCCGCCCGCAGCCGCCUGCAUGACACUCCGCAAGGGGGAGAGAGCGACCAUCAGCAUCCAGGAGCACAUGGCCAUCGACGUCUGCCCCGGCCCCAUCAAGCCCAUCAAGCAGAUCUCCGACUACUUCCCCCGCUUCCCGCGCGGCCUGCCCGCCGCCGCCAGCCGCCCCGCCGCCCCGCCGAGCCGCCCGCCCCUCAGCCCCGCCGAGCCGCCCCGCGACGAGGACGAGGACGUGGACCGGCUCUUCGGGGCGUACGGCGCCAGCGGCCCCGCCGAGCAGCCGGCCCCGCGCCCGGCCGAGGAGGAGGCGGCGGACGCCGAGGGCUACGAGUCCGACGACUGCACGACGCUGGGAACACUAGAUUUCAGUUUGCUGUACGACCAAGAAAACAAUGCUCUCCACUGCACAAUCAAUAAAGCCAAGGGCCUGAAGCCAAUGGAUCAUAAUGGUUUGGCUGAUCCAUAUGUCAAAUUGCACUUGCUCCCAGGCGCUAGUAAGGCGAAUAAGCUAAGAACAAAAACUUUGCGGAACACUCUGAAUCCCACCUGGAAUGAAACCCUCACUUACUAUGGCAUCACGGACGAGGAUAUGAUUCGCAAGACGCUAAGAAUUUCCGUCUGCGACGAAGACAAGUUCCGCCACAAUGAGUUCAUCGGGGAGACGAGAAUCCCGCUGAAGAAGCUAAAGCCCAACCAAACCAAAACCUUCAGCAUCUGCCUGGAAAAGCAGCUGCCGAUAGAUAAAACAGAAGACAAGUCCCUGGAGGAGCGUGGCCGGAUCCUCAUCUCCCUCAAGUACAGCUCCCAGAAGCAAGGCCUCUUGGUCGGCAUCAUCCGCUGUGCACACCUGGCUGCCAUGGAUGCCAACGGCUACUCCGACCCCUACGUGAAAACCUACUUGAAACCAGAUGAGGACAAGAAAUCAAAGCACAAGACAGCAGUGAAAAAGAAAACACUAAACCCUGAAUUCAAUGAGGAAUUUUGUUAUGAAAUAAAGCAUGGUGACCUGGCAAAGAAGACCUUAGAAGUCACUGUGUGGGAUUACGACAUUGGAAAAUCAAAUGAUUUUAUUGGUGGAGUAGUGUUAGGAAUUAACGCCAAAGGUGAGCGGCUGAAGCACUGGUUUGAUUGCCUGAAAAACAAGGACAAGAAAAUAGAGCGCUGGCACACACUAACGAACGAGCUGCCGGGGGCCAUCCUCAGCGAUUGACCCUAAAGACAGGCCCGGGACCCCGAAGAUAGCCCAGCUCUCUCUCACAACCAGAACCAGGAACAGUUCAUGCCUUUGGACUUCUAGUUUACUUACUACAUUAAAAGGGAUACUAAGUCAGCAAGAAAGAGUGGCUUGGUCAGGCUGCAGGGAAAUACCACUGAACAAGACACAAUUGAUUUUCUCUGUUCAGUGGGUGUGCUCCCCUCGGGUUUUCUCCUAGGUGUCUCUGAGCACCCCCUUUCUCCAACACACACAUACACACGGUCAAUUGAGAGAAAACAGGCCUGCAUGCACUAGAAUUGUGACUUAUUUGCUAACUAUUUGAUAUACUGAAUUAUCUUCUUGCUGCCUUGCAAAAUGAAUGGAUCACUUUUUGUUUGUGUAGCUACUAUGAGCAAAAAGCAUUAUUAAACAUGGAACUAUUUUACUGAGGCGACUGUGCCACAUUUCUGGUUGUCAAUUUCUGUGGUUUGGGCCUGAACAGUCUUUAUGCACUUAAACACUACCUUUUGGAAUGAUCGUCUUCUCCAAUAAUCUAUAAGGACUGUUUGCUUUUCUUUCAGAAAUGUAAUGCUUGUUCUGUCUGAUAAUCUAGAUGAAGUAUACCAGUAUGCUAAAAGGGCUGUGCAGCUAUAUAAGGCAAUAGCUUCCUUAUAUAAGUCCACCUGGGAACGGUAGGCACGUGCAGCCUCACCAGGAAUAAUACAAGGCUUCACAUUUGCUAAGAGAAGUUUUGAUAUUUAAAAAAGAUCAGAAAAUCAACAGACAAUUCCAUUCCAGCACUUACUCUUGCUCUAUUACAGACAGUGGGACUUCACACUAGCACUUCCAUGCAGCUGCUAUUUUUAGGAAACCAUGAAUCUGCCUUUCUUCCUGUCAAACAGCUGGUUUGAACAGGACUAUUUUUCACUGAAACUUACCUUCAGAUUUUACCGUUAGUGCAAACAUUUCAUUCCGGUUAGUGAGAAUGAACAGAACCCCCGAAGACUUGCCACUAGCUAGAAGGGCAAGAAGAGGCAGACUUGAUGCUUCAGUAAGUGCCAUGGGUCAAAUUCUGCCUUUGGUUACAUGCACAACAACCUUCAUGGACUCCAGUGGGCAUUACACACGUGUAAGGGACAGAGAAUUUGGCCUUGUCUCUUCCUUUAUUCAGCCUUCGUAACAGUGUAUGUAACUCCAUAACUCCCCAGGUAGGCCAAUUAUCCAUUCCUUUCUACAAAUCUGUUCUUUGCAUCGGUCUGGCUCCAGUCAGUGUCCAAAGACUUAGGCCCUGAUUUUGCCCCACUGACACCAUCGGUAGUUUUGUGGGAGAACAAUCAAUCCCUGGUGGAAUGUGCAAGUCUGAGUUAUUGAGAGGGAUCCAAUUGAAUAAAAAGCUCAUAGCUCCCAAACCAAACUUCUCUACGCGGCCAGUCACACCAUACACUGGAUCAAAGUUUCCUCUCUUUCUUUCAUUAACCACACUGUUCUAUUUUCCUAACCAUUUCCAAGACAGUUCACAAGUUUUUCUGCAAACACAAGAAGUCACAAAUGAGCUAAACUAACUGCAAAAUGCUGCAUGUUGUCAGAAUUUUCAGAAGCCUUUAACACAUGCAUUAUUGAAAAGGUUCAUAGUUACAUUCAAGUCUUUAUUCUCUACUACAUAGUAAUUCAUAAACAUGUAUUUUUGGGCUGAAGACCACUUUGGGGAUCAAUCAGAUCUCUUUAGACCUACAUUUAUUUUUCAAAGUUAUAAUAAUAGUACACCUUGUUAGAUAUGGGAAAACCUUCUUAGGUCUUUUUAACAAUGUAAUAUUUGUAGUGAAUUAUGCAGAUAUGCAUGAAUUUUAUUUGAAUGCUAACAGUGUGUCAAGUUAGAUGGUCUCACCAAUUCUCUCUUGCCCAUGUAUGUUACUUUUCCAGCACUUUAAAAUAUAGCAGGAUAUUUAGGGCUUGAUUUCAGAAGUGCUGAGCCCCCACAGCUCUUACUGGAGUCCAUGGGAGCUGCGUGUGUUCAAGGGCUCUGAUAAUGAGGCUCUUAGAAUGGCCAUGAAUAAUAGGGACUCUCCCUUUUUGUCAAAGUUAUUUUAAAAGUACCGUUUGUUUAAGCAUAUAUUUUGCCAUAACACUAGUUUAUGCCUAAUGUGGAGUGGGACAUAACGUGUGCAUUUUUUCAUUUUGUAUUUGUCUUUUUUAACUGGGCUGUAUAUAUAAAUUGCAUGCAAGAUGGUUGUUGUCAUGCAAGAACUUGUUAAAUGUUUGAUACCAAUGUUUUGCUACAAUGUGAAGGCUGCAGUAAUUGUCCUUAACUGCAUCCUACAAGAAUUUUGUAUUUCAGUAUUAUCUACGUGUACUUAUUGUUGGAUUUGUUAAUAUUUAUAAAUAGAACCCAAAAUAAAAAGGGGAAAAAAAGGUGAAUUCUAAA